AAACAGAAAACACCUUCUGGAAGAGUUUCUGAUACACAGCUUCAAGCAUCCAGCAACAGAAUAUCUUCUUCAGCCAUGACCGAGAGGCGAAUCCCUUUCACGUUCCUCCGUUCUCCAUCCUGGGACCCGUUCCGUGACUGGUACCAGGGUAGCAGGAUCUUUGACCAGGCAUUUGGGAUGCCAGCAUUACCAGAGGAGAUGCACAUCUUUCCCAGCAGCCACUGGCCUGGCUAUAUGCGCCCUUCCAUUGGUGCUGAGAUGCCCUCCUUGAUGCACGGCACUCAGGUGCCUGUGCCCACUAUUCCCACGCCCAUGGUGCCUCAUCCUGCCGCCUAUGCCCGUGCUUUUACACGCCAGCUCAGUAGCGGGAUGUCUGAGAUCAAACAGACACAAGACAGCUGGAAGGUGAGCUUGGAUGUCAACCAUUUUUCUCCUGAGGAGCUCACAGUGAAGACCAAGGAUGGUGUGGUGGAGAUCACUGGAAAACAUGAGGAGCGGAAGGAUGAACAUGGCUUCAUAUCUAGAUCCUUCACUAGGAAGUACACACUGCCCCCUGGAGCCGAUGCAGAGAAAAUCACCUCCUCUCUCUCCCCCGAGGGCUUCCUGACUGUAGAGGCACAGCUACCCAAACCCGCCCUCCAGUCCUCUGAGAUCACCAUCCCUGUGAACACAGACAGCAGCGCUGUGCAAAAGCAGGGAGGAAAAAAGUGAAGAAAAGAAGCAGAAAUGCUUUCCAGCAUGACAUUUGAGAUACACAAGAUUCUGUUUUGCAUGUUUAUCGCAUGCUCCAUUUGCAGCCUUUUCAGCGUAUGACAUUGGAUUGAUAUGUUUCUUGUUUUUCUCUUUGUUUGUCUUUCCUUGUGUGAGUCACUAUUACCAUGUUCAAUGCAACCAUAUGUUAGUUCUACUGUAAUUAUAUGCUUCCUUUGAAUAACGGACAUACUCAAACACACACACUUACGGUUUUCUGGUGAGAUCUGAAAGCAGUUUACACACUUGCUAAUAGAGGGGUGUUGGUUUCUUUGACACACAAACACACAAAUAGCACUACAGAGAGAGAGAGAGAGAGAGAGAGAGAGAGAGAGAGAGAGAGAGAGCCUUGACACCACUCACACACCUCUGAUCCCCAACUGAGAAGUUAUUUUCCUUCCUCUGGCACAAGAGAAGAAACUGUAUGUGGUUAAAGCUGUAAUGUUCUUAUAAUGAUUUAUUGGGAGAAAUUCAGAAGAUCAUUUAGAAGAAUGAACUUUGAACUUUUCAAUAAACAUUUAACUACAA
Molecule: messenger RNA, 1278 nt
Organism: Tachysurus vachellii
Lineage: Eukaryota; Metazoa; Chordata; Actinopteri; Siluriformes; Bagridae
Gene: hspb1
Product: heat shock protein, alpha-crystallin-related, 1
Exons: 3
Coding region: 76-711 (211 amino acids)
Biological process (GO): response to heat; protein refolding
Molecular function (GO): protein folding chaperone
Source: RefSeq, a predicted model, not a curated record